This is a messenger RNA of Pezoporus occidentalis (night parrot), 1265 nucleotides long. Its product is annotated as acrosin-like. The coding region runs from base 132 to 1265 and encodes 377 amino acids. Lineage: Eukaryota; Metazoa; Chordata; Aves; Psittaciformes; Psittacidae. Gene Ontology annotation, molecular function: serine-type endopeptidase activity. The record is from RefSeq and is a predicted model, not a curated record. Gene Ontology annotation, biological process: proteolysis; acrosome reaction. The transcript has 4 exons.
CUCAUCUAUGGGACACCCCAUAGGGUCCCUUGUGCCUGCAUCACCCAGUGGGGCGGGAUGAUGCUCGCCCUUCAUCCCUAACCAUCCAGUGUUGGGCUUCUGCUUCCAGAGGGACCUGUGGUACCCGUCCCAUGGCUGAUUCCUAUGGGAUGUCACACAUCGUCGGGGGCGUGGAUGUGCAGCAGGGCACCUGGCCAUGGAUGGUCAGCAUGCAGUUCCCCACGGCCACCGGCUUCUCGCACAUCUGCGGGGGGUCCCUCAUCACCCUGCAAUGGGUCCUCACGGCUGCUCACUGCUUCAUCGGGCAAAACUGCACCACGGAUUGGUUCGUGAUGGUCGGAAUCACGGACCUGGCUUGGGCCAAUUCCGAGACCCAGAAACGUUGGAUCCAGAGGGUCGUGGUCCAUGAAUAUUACACCAAUGUCUCUGAUGGCUUCAACAUUGCCUUGGUGGAGCUGGACCAGCCGGUGCAGUGUGGGUACCACGUGCAACUCGCCUGCCUGCCCAAUGCGGCACUCAGGGUAUCCCAGGUCUCCGAGUGCUUCAUCAGCGGAUGGGGUGCGAAGGAGGCCAGAACGGGGGCAUCGUCCCCAUCUGCCCUGCAGGAGGCCACGGUCCGCCUCAUCGAUGCCAAGCUCUGCAACAGCAGCCUAUGGUACCGAGGGGCCAUCAAGAGCCACAACCUGUGUGCUGGGUACCCGCAGGGUGGCAUCGACACCUGCCAGGGUGACAGUGGCGGUCCCCUCAUGUGCCGGGACAACCAUGCCAACUUUUUCUGGGUUGUGGGGCUGACGAGCUGGGGCCGUGGCUGCACCAGAGCCAAGCAAUCGGGGGUCUACACCUCAACAAGGCACUUCCAUGAGUGGAUCCUCUACCAUGUGGGGAUGUUUCACUCCGCGGGAGCCUCCGUGACGCCCCCGGCAUGGAGCCACCAGCACGUCUCGCAUGCGCCCAUCCAGCAGACGAUGCCGGCUCCAACGGCCUCGAGCACCAGUGACAUCUGCUCCUUCCCAUACCGGGUGCUUGUGGAAUUUGUCAGUCGGGUGCAGGAGUUGCUGCAGGCUCUAAGGGGGAAGAAGACUUGGGGAGCGGCAUCGCUUGAAGUUGGCUUGAGCUUCAAUAAAGUUGCCUUAUUUUCCCAUAGAGAGGAUGCUUUGCAUGCCUACCUCUUCUUCUGGUCCAUGCGCAGGAAUGGGGAUGAGGGAUGGAGGGCAAGGAAGGGUGGGAAGCGGGAACUGGGAAUCAGGGAAUCAACCAGUUUGUGA